Ornithorhynchus anatinus (platypus) is the source of this 1048-nucleotide messenger RNA. RefSeq names its product transmembrane protein 42 (gene TMEM42). Gene Ontology annotation, cellular component: membrane. Bases 1 to 414 code for a protein of 137 amino acids. NCBI's taxonomy places the organism in Eukaryota, Metazoa, Chordata, Mammalia, Monotremata, Ornithorhynchidae. The record is from RefSeq and is a predicted model, not a curated record. The transcript is spliced from 3 exons.
AUGUUGGGGGGGGCCCGGGCGGCGGCGGCGGCGCGGGCCUCGGGCCUGGCCGGGCUCUUCGCCGCCCUGGCCGCCACCCUGGCCAAGCUGGCCGUGGGCGCCGGAGUCCGGGACCGAGCGCAACCCCCGCUGCUCCGGAUAGUAUGUGCCAUCUUCAUCUUCGUUUCCAAUUCCCUGAUGUGGACCUUCUAUGCCAAAGGACUCAAUCUCGCCUCCUCUUCAGCCAUGGUUUCCAUUAUGACGACCACAGCCAACUUCCUUGCCACUGCAUUCUUUGGGUACCUGCUGUACGGAGAGACUCGCGCCGUGAUGUGGUGGGUUGGCAUCGGCAUGACCAUCUGUGGGCUCCUGCUACUGCAGACAGACGUUUCCUGUGCGGAGGGCGGAAGAGCUGCCAAGAGGAAAGAGAACUAGUCGACUGUUAGCCCAGACCAGCGUCCCAAGAAGCACGGCGGCCCCGUGGACCCGCAGAACCGAGGGGAGGCUCGGGGCUCCGUGGAUUUUCAGACUGAACCUUUGGCGAGAGCAGGGUUCCAAGACGGAAAUCCUCCUCUUCUCCGAUCCGAUCGCUCACUUUGACUCCUCGGUCUGCUUGGAGUAGGUUGAGGCAUCUGGGAGCUGAUGCAACGCCUCCCUCCCCAGGAUAUUGAUUAUAUCCGAUUAGACUGUAAGCCCGUCAAUGGGCAGGGACUGUAUCUGUUGCCGAUUUGUACAUUCCAAGCACUUAGUGCAGUGCUCUGCACAUAAGUGCUCAAUAAAUACUAUUGAAUGAGUGAAUAUUGGGAAGGCAAACGCAUAAGUGUGGAUGGUGACAUUAACCCCUGGUGAGUCUUAGUGGAGAGGGAAACCUUGAAACAGGGUUGUCAUCGGCUUUUCACCCGUAGAGCCCAAGCCAAAUAACGCUAAGGGAAACCAGGCUGCCUUCACACCACUUUCACAGGCCGUGAAAAAGUACUGAAAAAAAUAACAAGCGGUUCUGUUCAUCAGUUUUAACCACAGAGGGGUGGUGAGAAAGCACUUCCCAAUAAAUAUUUUUUCCAAGAAAGAA